AUGUUGGAGCCAAGUCCAAAUGUGCACUUGGAGAAAGACGGCAGCUAUCUACCCGAAGUCUGGGCGUGGUAUGCGAUAGGCGUCUUCAUAAUUCUUCUUCGACUUGCGGUUCGUAUUCGCACCGUCGGAAUUCGAGGCUUCCGCGGCGAUGAUUAUUUGGCUUUGCCUUACCUCGCGUUGUACACCAUCAAUGUUUACAUUGCUCAAAUCUGCUAUUUCACAGGAGCAAAUAUCGACAUCACAGCGGAUGCGGUACCAUCGCUAUCGGACCACGAUGUGGCAGUCCUUCGGCUCGGAUCCAAGUUGGAGUUCAUGUCUUGGUAUACAUACCCAGGCUGUAUCUGGGUCUUGAAGUUCACCGUGUUGUUCUUCUACAAGCGUUUGACACUCGGAAUCUUGCGGAGGCGGACUCUAGUCGCGUUGUUCUGGGUUUGUGGGUUGUCGUAUAUCGUCAUGUGUCUAACUGUGACUUUCAGCUGCCAACCCUACUCCAACAACUGGCGGAUCCGACCUCUACCUGGCCCCGAGUGCACCUUUCGGCCACAAAACUUCUGGGUACUAGUAUGGCUCAACGUUGUGACGGACGCGGCACUACUUUCCAUCCCCGUACCGAUUCUCUGGCACCUCCGAGUGUCCCUCAGAAGAAAAGUCUGCGUCGGCAUCUUGCUUUCGUCUGGCGUCUUUGUCAUUUCGACCGCAAUCGUUCGAGCGAUAACGACGUUGGGCGGCGCACCGUCCGUCAUCAACAUCAACCGCUGGGGUUUCCGCGAGAUCGCCGUCGGACUCAUCACCGUCACCCUGCCGGUCCUGAGCCCGCUGUUCACGAGAGCGUUCUGGCGCCGCGGCCCGUACAUCCGAAACUACUACGAUCGGCUCCGCGGAGCAAGGACGUGUCCUAAUAAUGCCAGGUUUGGCAACUGGUUGGGGACGAUGAUCCUCAAGUACAUUGAUGAAGAAGAGGGAGAUGUUCUGCAGCGCCCUAGCGCGGCGAAGCAGUUGCAAGAGGCGGGGCAUCCAAGGGAGUUCGCCGAGCGAACAGCGUCUAAUAACAAUGGCAGCGAGGAAACCUAUGAGCUGGGAACGAGGAGCGUUGACACGAGUACAACAAGCUUGAAAGACAUUGGCACGCUAUGA
Messenger RNA from Colletotrichum orchidophilum, 1134 nucleotides. RefSeq lists its product as uncharacterized. The transcript is spliced from 5 exons. NCBI's taxonomy places the organism in Eukaryota, Fungi, Ascomycota, Sordariomycetes, Glomerellales, Glomerellaceae. The record is from RefSeq and is a predicted model, not a curated record. The coding region runs from base 1 to 1134 and encodes 377 amino acids.